UUGGUACAGCUUAACAUAAAUUGCGGAACCAAACGGCCCUUAAUGUCGCCCAGUUUCAAUUUGUGGAUCGCGCUCAAAUUAAAAUGAAGCUUCGUAAAGAAAGCAUCCGCGGUUAAGCUUUAAGCCAUGAAGAGAGGCUUUUCAGGGGAAAAACCAUGCAUAAAUCCGCCGGCUUCGCGAUCAAAUCCUUUCGCUCUGUUGCCUAUCAUACGUCGUCCUGCACUUUGCCCAACCCAUCUGCAUCCUUGAUUCAUGAAUUCACCCAGUUUUGCUACCAAAGAAAUCUGCCCAGAGCCAUGGAAGCCAUGGACGCAAUGCACAAACAUGGAAUUUGGGCCGACUCUAUCACCUAUUCUGAGCUCAUCAAGUGCUGCUUGGCCCGCGGCGCCGUUGAACAGGGAAAACGUGUCCAUAAACACCUUUUCUCUAAUGGGUACCAUCCUAAAAAGUUUCUGAUCAAUGUUUUAAUCAGCAUGUAUGUGAAAUUUAAUAUGUUGGAUGAUGCUCGGGAGUUGUUCGACCAAAUACCUGAAAGAGACUUUGUGUCUUGGACCACGAUGAUAUCAGCUUACGCUAAUGCUAAGCUAAACGACAAGGCCUUGGAGUUUCUGAUUUUGAUGCUUAGAGAAGGUGUGAAGCCAAAUAUGUACACCUAUUCUUCGGUUUUGAGGGCAUGCGACGGAUUAUCUAAUCUUAAGCAGCUCCAUGCUAAUAUCAUAAAGAGUGGGUUAGAUUCUGAUAUCUACGUUAGGAGUGCUCUCAUUGAUAUAUACUCGAAAUGGAGCCAGACUGGAAAUGCAUUGAGAGUUUUCAAUGAGAUGGCGACAGAGGAUUUGGUUAUUUGGAAUUCUAUCAUUGCCGGGUUUGCUCAAAACGGUGAUAGUGAUGAAGCUUUAAAACUUUUUAAGAGAAUGAAGCGAGCUGGUUUUCCAGCUGAGCAAGCAACGCUGACGAGUGUCUUGAGAGCCUGUACUGGGUUAGCUCUGUUAGAACUGGGGAGACAGGUUCAUGUUCAUGUCUUCAAGUAUGAUCAAGAUUUAAUCCUGAAUAAUGCCCUGCUGGAUAUGUAUUGCAAGUGUGGUAGUUUGGAAGAUGCCGAUACUGUUUUCACUCGGAUGGUGGUCAAGGAUGUAAUCUCUUGGAGUACCAUGAUUGCAGGGUUGGCGCAAAAUGGUUACAGCAGGGAGGCGUUGAGGUUGUUUGAGUCAAUGAAAGUCUCAGGCCUAAAACCAAACUACAUAACCUUUCUUGGAGCGCUAUUUGCUUGCAGCCAUGCUGGGCUUCUAGAAGCUGGCUGGUACCAUUUCCGAUCAAUGAAGAAGCUAUUUGGAGUUGAUCCAGGAAGGGAACACUACUGUUGCAUGAUUGAUCUUCUUGGAAGAGCAGGGAAACUUGAUGAUGCACUGGAGUUGAUAAAUGAAAUGGAAUGUGGACCAGAUGUUGCGACAUGGAGAACAUUGCUUGGAGCAUGCAGGGUGCAUCGGAAUGUGGAUCUGGCUAUACAUGCUGCCAAACAAAUUCUAAGGCUUUAUCCUCAAGAUGCAGGAACCUACAUACUGUUGUCUAAUAUUUAUGCAAAUGCUCAAAGGUGGAAUGAUGUUGCGCAAAUUAGGAGGACCAUGAAUGACAUGGGAAUUAGGAAAGAACCGGGGUGUAGCUGGGUAGAAGUGAAUAAGCAGAUUCAUGCUUUCAUUCUAGGGGAUAAUUCACAUCCUCAACUUGAUGAGAUCAACAAACAUCUGACUCGGUUGAUUCAAAAGCUUAAGGGAGUUGGUUAUGUCCCAGACACUAAUUUUGUGUUGCAAGAUCUUGAAGGGGAACAAAGAGAAGACUCCCUGCGACACCAUAGUGAGAAACUGGCACUUGUGUUUGGUUUGAUGAGUUUGUCCAAAGAGCAAACUAUUAGGAUCAGAAAGAAUCUCAGGAUAUGUGGAGACUGUCAUCUCUUUGCUAAACUUGUAGCAAAGGUGGAGCAUCGUAUUAUUGUGAUCAGAGAUCCCAUCAGGUAUCAUCAUUUUCGAUAUGGGGUAUGCUCCUGUGGAGAUUAUUGGUAAGAGAAGAUCAAGCAUGGAGCUUUUGCUGCCUCCACCACAGAGCAUUAGAUGGAUGAGAAGAGGGAAAGAUAGAAGACUAACAUUGCAAUUUACACCUAAGAAACAAUGAACAGCUCAAAAAGGUCAUUUUCUAAGCGGAUUGUCAGGCGAUUGAAGACAGGUGCUAAGCUUGGUUUAGGAGCUGCAAGGAGGUAGAAGACAUGUUGGUUAAACUCCAAAACCACUGAAUGGAUAUUAAGGUAAAUUCGUAAGCAUGCAAAGAUUGACAGGAGUCAGCAAGGCAAUAUCCAUGUUAGAUUCCUAAAGAUGGCACUCUUACAAAUGCAGAGAACUAUAUGAAUCCAAAACAGAAUUCAGAAGAAAAAGAAGAUGAUAAAGACGCAGAAUUAUGAUUUGGAGUUCGGCAGAAGAUUUUGGUGGCCUUGGCUUCAAAGUGCUUCAUCGUCUCGGAAGGACUCAACUACGCUUGAUCUCGGGUCUGCUGCAUGUCCCCACAAUGCGAAUCAAGGCUUCCAAGGGUAGCUUUUUGAGAAUUUCAACAGUAUCUUCUAUGGAGUGUCUAAUCUUACCAGCAAAGCAAAGAUAGCUUUCAUUUCAGCCAAGGAGAUUCAGGUCAUUUCCUAAAGAAAAGUUCCCUCCAUAGCCUCCCACAAAAGAGAGAAAAGGCAAAGCAAGAAUAAAAGAAUCAAAUCUAAGUACAUCUUAGACUUCUCCUAGGCCUCAUUAUCUCUAAUGGGUGCUCUUAAAGCCUUAGUUCUGCACUUGAUCAUGUUACAGACAUGCAAGAUUGCUGCCACUAAUGCCACUGAUGAGGAAUGGAAGACGGCCACUGCAACUUACACCAAAGAACAAUUUGGGUCAAUCACUAUAGGUAACUUUUCUCAUUACUAGUCCUACCAUUUGGGUAAAUGUUCCACCAUUUCAACUCAUACUGGGGCUUCAUGUUCCACACAUCUCGGUUCUAAUUGAGAAUGCAGAAAUACAUAAGUAUGGUCGAUUUCAGAUAGGAUGGGAUUAAGUCUCGGCUAAGCUCAGUUGAGUUGAAUAUAUACGGUUUUGCAAGUGUGUAAUGGCCUUUUUGGUGUUGCAGAAGGAGCUUGUGGGUAUGGUGAUAUUCACAGAGCCACCUAUGGUAAGUAUAGUGCUGGAUUGAGUAGUAUGUUGUUCAACAAAGGGAGUACCUGUGGAGCUUGCUUUGAGGUCAGAUGCGUAGAUCACAUCUUAUGGUGCCUGCAAGGUAGCCCCUCUAUCAUUCUCACUGCCACAGAUUUCUGUCCUCCAAAUUAUGGGCUUUCAGCAGAUUAUGGUGGCUGGUGCAAUUUUCCCAAAGAACAUUUUGAGAUGUCAGAGGCAGCAUUCACUGAAAUUGCUGAAAGGAAAGCCGAUUUAAUUCCAAUCCAGUACAGGAGGUAUAAGAAUGAAAUUACAAAUAAUUUGCAAAAUAGUUACAAUUAAUAAGCAAACAUUAUUAUUGCAAUUUUAUGCAGGGUGAAGUGUGAGAGGAAGGGUGGGGUGAGAUUCACAGCUAGUGGGAGUUUUAACUUCUUACAGGUGCUCAUUACCAACGUAGGAGUAGAUGGUGAAGUGGUUGCAGUGAAGGUGAAGGGAUCAAGAACAGGAUGGAUACCUAUGGCAAGAAACUGGGGCCAGAACUGGCAAUCCAAUGUCAAUCUUGUUGGACAGCCUCUUUCUUUUGAAGUCACUACUAGCAGCAGAACACUCACAGCUUACAAUGUUGCACCAGCAAACUGGCAAUUCGGUCAGACAUUUGAGGGCAAACAAUUCUAGCAUGAAAAGCUUUCAAGUUCCAGUAUGAAAUGUGACGUCCAACUUGAAACUUUGAUUUGAGACCCUGGUGGUGAAGAGUUCAGCAGUAUUAUCUUUAGCAUACUUUUUAUACAACCAUUACUUCUG
Molecule: messenger RNA, 3968 nt
Organism: Manihot esculenta (cassava)
Lineage: Eukaryota; Viridiplantae; Streptophyta; Magnoliopsida; Malpighiales; Euphorbiaceae
Product: pentatricopeptide repeat-containing protein At2g03880, mitochondrial
Exons: 4
Coding region: 156-2054 (632 amino acids)
Biological process (GO): RNA modification
Molecular function (GO): RNA binding; protein binding; zinc ion binding
Source: RefSeq, a predicted model, not a curated record